Lolium perenne is the source of this 1661-nucleotide messenger RNA. RefSeq names its product histone-lysine N-methyltransferase ASHR2. Gene Ontology annotation, molecular function: protein binding. The record is from RefSeq and is a predicted model, not a curated record. Lineage: Eukaryota; Viridiplantae; Streptophyta; Magnoliopsida; Poales; Poaceae.
CCAAGGGUUCUUCUCCAACACAAACCUUCCACUGCCGACCCAAAACCUCUCUCCCUCCUGCUCCGCCUCCGCCGCCGCUGCGACGGCGAGUGCACCGCGAAGCAUGGCCGGAGAAGCCCUCCGCGCAGCCGACCUCCCGGGCCGCGGCCGCGCGCUCCUCGCAGCCCGCGAGAUCAUCGAGGGGGAGGUGAUCCUCUCCGAGCCGCCCAUCCUCCUCUACCCGUCCUCGCUCGCCUCCCUCCGCUCCUACUGCUCCGCCUGCUUCCGCUCCCUCCCGCCACCGCCCCACGCCCCCGCCGCCUGCCCCUCCUGCCGCGCCGCCGCCUUCUGCUCCCCGGCCUGCGCCGCCGCCUCCCACCCGCGCCUCCUCUGCGCCGCGCUCUCCCGCAACCUCGCCGCCGCGCCCGACGCGCACCAGGAGGCCCUCCUCUUCCUCCUCUCGGCCUACUCGCUCCCGGACCCCUCCCUCCGCGCGCUCCUCUCCCUCUCCUCGGCCCCCUCCCCGAGCCAGCAGCAGCAGGACGCCGCCGCGACCCUCCACGCCAUGGUAUCCUCCCUGGCGCCGCCGCACCUGCUGCCCCCGGGCUUCUCCCCGGACCUCACGCCGGCGCUCCUCUCCAAGGACCGGACCAACAGCUUCUCCAUCAUGGAGCCGUACCGCCCCGACGUGCCGCUGGAGCUCCGCAAGACGCGCGCCUACGCCGUGUACCUCCGUGCGUCGCUGCUCAACCACGACUGCCUGCCCAACGCCUGCCACUUCGACUACGCCGACAGGCCGGGGCCGGGGAACACCGACAUCGUCGUGCGCGCGCUCCAUGGCAUAUCGGAGGGGAGGGAGGUCUGCAUCAGCUACUUCGCGGCCAAUUGGAGGUACGCUGACCGGCAGCGCAGGCUGCUGGAGGAUUAUGGGUUCCGGUGCGAGUGUGACCGGUGUCAGGUCGAGAGCAAGUGGAAGUUUGAUGAUGAUGACGGCGGCGAUGGGGAUGACACCAUGGAGGAAGAACAUGACAAGGAGGAUGCUGGAGAUGGUGUUGAUGAGGGGAUGGAGCAGGAGGAAGGGAGUGAUGGCGGGGAUGACGAUUUCCCGCAUUCCUUCUUCUUUGUAAGGUAUCUGUGUGAUCGCGAGGACUGCUAUGGCAUGCUUGCGCCGCUGCCACCCUUGCCGAAUGGUGACCUGUCCCAUGUGUUUGAGUGCAAUGCAUGUGGGCAGCUGAAGAAGGAAGAAGAGGAUGACGAUGAGCCUGAUGCUGGUGAAUCCAGCAUGGUCAAUUAGGAUGUUUGCUGUGGUACUUUUUUGUUUGGUGCAGUUGUUGGAUGGCGAUGAAAAGGAGGUACUGUUGGGCCGGGCGUUUCCCUACCUGAGGGUUGUUUGUCUAAAAGAAUCUGGUUCAAUCCACCGAAAUCCAGGAAGACGUAUGUAAAAGAUUGGAUCACUGAAUCUGAAUGUUAUUUAUGGGCUGUCCCUGCUUGGACAUGUACACUUUCCGGUGUGCCCAUGUCUUUCAUGGCCAAGUGAAUCUCUGGCAAGUUAUAAACUGAUAGAAGUUAGCUCGCCAGAGUUUGACUUAUGUGGCCAUGUCCCUUGGCUGUCUUGCCUUAUGACCUGCAUCGUUGGCUGUUCAUUUUGAGUUACAAGGUUGUCGUACGGUAGCUGUUUUAUA